UUCACAUAGAGAUGGCGCUCACACCAGCAAAGUUUUCCGUUUCCUAUCCAUCUUUAUAAUCUUCUGCAAAUUUUCAUUAUAAUAUUAUGACAUUGAAUUGAAUGAAAAUGGCGUUGACGCGGGUGUUAUGUCCAUUGCGGCUUCUCGUAAAUAAAGACAUUUCAUUGCUUUCCACAAAUGUUUCACUUAAAAAUUAUGUAAUUCUGAAUAGUACUAUUCAAGAUCACUUCGUGAGACAUUUUAAAACACCGGUCAUGGGUUAUGAUGGUACUAUUGACAAAAGCAAACAAUUAGAACAUGAACCCUCUUCUUCCUCCUCUGAUGAAAGUGACUCAGAUGAAGAUGAUCUAGUAAAACCAACCAGUAGACAUCUACAGGAAUUCGAUAUCCCCUACAAGGACAAUAUUGACACAAAUGCUCUUGAAGUAACAGUUGAAUACUAUCGAGGGCUCCCACAAGUAACUGUUCCUUUGCCAAGUCGACGAGAACGAUGUGUUUUUACAUUGAAACCAGUUUCAAAUUCAGUAGGAGAUUUUAUAGAAAUGUUAAAGAAGGAAGAUAAAGGGAUUGAUAUAGCCACAUGCCGAUCCACUGAUAAUACAAGAAUCGCGUCAUCUAAUAGUAUCGAAACACUUCUAGAAGAGAAUUUCAAAUUAACCAUCAACGACAAAACAUAUGAUGUUAGUUGUCCACAACAAGAACGAUUAACAGGAGAAGAGAUAAAAAGGUUAGCUGACAUAAAAAACAUGGUACAUCAACUAUAUGAAGUCCUUAACAUUGAAGAUCAUAAUGUACAGAAAGAAAAUGAGAUAGUCAUGGAAAUUGAAAAUGUUAAGCAGGAGUUGCUUCCAUUCGAAAUCCAAAUAAGGGACUUGGAAGUUAUUGCAGAAAAAAGAGGAAACUGGCUGUCUUGGGCUGGCUUAGGUUUUAUGUCCGUUCAGUUUGGAAUCUUAGCCAGACUCACUUGGUGGGAAUAUUCCUGGGAUAUUAUGGAACCUGUCACCUAUUUUGUUACUUAUGGAACUGCUAUGGCUAUGUAUUCCUACUACGUUUUGACAAAAGAGGAAUAUAUACUCCCAAGUGUUACUGACCGUCAAAAACUGCUGAUACUCCACAACAGAGCGAAAAGAAUGGGACUUGAUCUUCAAAGGUACAACCAACUACAAGAACAACUCGUGAAAUUGAAUAGAAGACUGGCAAAAUUAAGAAACCCUCUGAAAGUACUACCUAAGAGUCGUUCAAUCAAUUCAUCUCCACAGUCAUCGUCAGAUGGUGUUUCACAAAUUACAUUAGAUAAUAUUGCAAGAACUUUAGGAAAAAUAGAUAACAGAACCCCUAUUUCUAGUCAAAAAUGACCAAUGUUAUGGUAAAAUAUUGUUCAAUCACCACGUUAUUUAUUUUUCAUUCUUAUCUUUAGUUUUCAUUAUGAUGCAUAACAUAUUUCGACGCUAUCCUUAAUGAAUGAAAGGAUUGAAGAAUGCCAAUAUUUACUAUACUUUCAGCAAAAAAUGAAAUAACUUCCUUAUUGUUGAAUGUUAUUCUGAACGGAAAGUUUUUAAGAAAUGAACUAAUUGUUAACUAAUUGUCUAAGCACAGAUUUACUGUGAAUAGUCAUUUUUUUAGUAUCUACACGACUAUUGAUUAUGUGCAAAUAUUUUUUAUAGGAAGGAAUGUUUUUCAUUGUGAUAUAUAGCUCAAAUUCUAUACUAUGCUCUUUCAUAAUAAUUGUUAUUGUUUGAAAUAAAUCAAUCAAUUGUUGCAGCAAAAUAAUGUGAUCUUAGUUAUUUUAAUACACUAUUGUGUGAAAAAAUUUCAAAUCUCCCAAUAUUAUUCUAGUUGAAGGAGAAUUAAAAUUUUUUCUUGCCUGGAUUAUUAUCCAUACAGUUCUCUUUCAUGAUAAGUGUUAUUGUUUGAAAUAAAUCAAUUAUUGCUGCAAAAUUAUAUGUGAUCUUAGUUAUUUUUGAACUCUAUUGCUUGUUGGAAAAAUUUAAAUCCCCAAAUAUUAUUCAGGUUGAAGGAGAAUUCAAUUUUGAUCUCUUUCGAAUUGACAUGAUAUUAUAUUUGUAAAUAAUAUCAGCUAAUGAAAGUCACUUUCAUUAUCUCAAUGUUCCUAUUCUUCUUGAAAGGAAUUGUUUUAAUUAUGAAAAGACCAUUGGAGUUAACUCCAAAAUUUUUAUAAAGAAUUACAUAAGCACAUAACUUUAUUGUAAAUUUUGUGUGUCAAAAUUUUGAGAAAAUUUUACUAUUAUGUAGAAUUUAGAUGCUUGCUUUUGGCUGAAAAAUUACCCAAACUGAAUACAGUGAUAUCGGUCAUAAUUGUUGAGUAAUGAUGAGUUAAGUGAGGCUGUCUCAGACACUUCCUUUGAAUAUGUUCAACAUAAUUCUUAACAUGUCACUUUUGAUUGGUUCAAUAAUUUUCUAGAAUUGUUUCAAAAUUAAUCUUUAUCUACAGAAUAUAUUCCACACAAUUAUUUGAGUUUUUUUUUUAAUCACAUGACAGUAUUGCUGAAAUAGGUCGAUGAAUAGAAAUGAUGGUAUGGGUACUUAAAAUCUGAACCUUUUUUCAGAAUUUGCAGAUCUCACUAAGAAUUUGUUUUUUUUUUCAAUAAAUAUACGUAAUUGGUACUUAUAAUAAAUAUGUAAAGAAUAUUGUUGUCAUUUCCUUGUAUACGAUAUUCUCACCUAAGAAAUGAUAUAUCGAUCACAAACAUACUGUCAUGUUAGUUAUAAAAUCAAUUUAUCAAUUUGAAUAAUUCAUAAAUUGUAAUUCUUGAAAUUUCAUUAGGUAUCUUAUCAACAGAAAUUUGCGUUGAUAAUUCGAUAUUCUGCAUCCUAGAUCUAAUGUUACCCAAAAUUAUAUGUACCUCCAUUUUAUCUAAAAACAUGAAAAAAUUCCAUAAAUUUUCUAAGAUUGUAAUAUUAUAUUAAAAUGAUUUGAGAGCUUGUGUUAU
Harmonia axyridis is the source of this 2951-nucleotide messenger RNA. It is a transcript of the gene MCU, whose product is annotated as calcium uniporter protein, mitochondrial. NCBI's taxonomy places the organism in Eukaryota, Metazoa, Arthropoda, Insecta, Coleoptera, Coccinellidae. The record is from RefSeq and is a predicted model, not a curated record. The coding region runs from base 102 to 1355 and encodes 417 amino acids. The transcript has 7 exons. Gene Ontology annotation, biological process: calcium import into the mitochondrion; mitochondrial calcium ion homeostasis. Gene Ontology annotation, cellular component: uniplex complex; mitochondrial inner membrane. Gene Ontology annotation, molecular function: uniporter activity; calcium channel activity.